UUCUCCCUUUCAUGCACAAAACACAACACAACUCAACUAGCUUUCAUUAAUCUUCUUCAUAAUCUCAUCAAUUUUUUCAGACAAAAAAAAAAUAUUGAAUCAUGGCACCAAUCAUCGUUGAUCAAGAAAUUAGCUGCUCACUCCCACCAGCAAAGUUGUUCAAAGCUUUUGUGGUGGAUGCAGACGAACUCAUGCCCAAAGUUAUACCCAAUUUCUUUAAAAGCUUCGAAACUGUAGAAGGAGAUGGAGGAGUUGGGAGUAUCAAGCUAAUUACUUUUACUGGAGAAGGAGGAGAUAUCAAGCCCGCAAAGCAUAAGAUCGUAGAAAUAGAUGAGGAAAAGCAGGUGUUCAAGUACGACUUGGUGGAAGGCGGUAUUUUGGGAGAAGAUCUUGAGUUUGUAUCCUAUGUUUUCAAAUUUGAGACGAGCGGUGAUGGUGGUUGUACCAUCAAGAUUGCGUCGACGUACCACCCCAAAAGCGAUGAGCACCACCAUACCAUAAAAGAGAUUAUCGAGAGAAGUAAAGAGGUGACUAAGGGAUUCGUCAAUGCAAUUCAGGCUCACCUCCAUGGACAUACCUAAGGACAAAAUUCACUUGCUUUGCAAUUUCCUUUUCUUUAUUUCAAGAAUUAAAUAAUAAGUUUGAGUGUUGAGUGUGUAAUAUCUAGCUUUAAUGUUGUGUUCCAUGUAUUGUGUCAACGAGGUUGAAUAAAUGCUGUGUUGAUAAAAAGUUUCAAAA
Molecule: messenger RNA, 738 nt
Organism: Salvia miltiorrhiza (redroot sage)
Lineage: Eukaryota; Viridiplantae; Streptophyta; Magnoliopsida; Lamiales; Lamiaceae
Product: major strawberry allergen Fra a 1-3-like
Exons: 2
Coding region: 102-581 (159 amino acids)
Biological process (GO): defense response; abscisic acid-activated signaling pathway
Cellular component (GO): nucleus; cytoplasm
Molecular function (GO): abscisic acid binding; protein phosphatase inhibitor activity; signaling receptor activity
Source: RefSeq, a predicted model, not a curated record